Molecule: messenger RNA, 1284 nt
Organism: Leptopilina boulardi
Lineage: Eukaryota; Metazoa; Arthropoda; Insecta; Hymenoptera; Figitidae
Product: calcium and integrin-binding protein 1-like
Exons: 5
Coding region: 315-869 (184 amino acids)
Molecular function (GO): calcium ion binding
Source: RefSeq, a predicted model, not a curated record
GUGAUUAGAGUAAGAGAGUUCGGGGGCGAGCAACUGUAGUAUGUACCUUUAACAUCAUGUUAGUUUUGCAAAACGUCAAAAAACAAAGGAAAAUAUUUUCUAACUUUUUUCUUUAAAAAUUAACAAAUAGAUCAUUAAAAAGAGGUCUUUUUGAUACAUUUUGAACGAAACAUAAAAUAUAAAUAGUGUACCUAACAAUGAAUAUUUAUAAAAAUCUUCUUUGAAAUAAUUUUAAAAAAAAUUUAUCGCAGAUAUUUCUGAAUAUUUAAAUUAUUUUUAUUGUAUUUGGCUGUUUUUCUGUAUGAUUUUAAAACAUGGGAGCUGGACGAAGUCAGUUUAGUGAGGAAGAGUUACAAGAUUAUCAAGAUUUAACAUAUUUUACAAAAAAGGAAGUACUUUAUGCUCAUCAGAAAUUUAAAGCCCUUGCACCGGAGAAAGUGGGACACAAUCGAAAUGCAAAACUUCCAUUGUCAAAAAUACUUCAAUAUCCAGAACUUCGAGUGAAUCCUUUUGGUGAUCGAAUUUGUAAAGUAUUCAGUUCCAGUCAGGAUGGCGAUUGUACUUUUGAAGAUUUUUUGGACAUGAUGUCCGUAUUUAGUGAUGCAGCGCCAAAAGCAGUUAAAGCCGAACAUGCAUUCCGAAUAUUUGACUUCGAUGGCGAUGAUAUGUUAGGAAUAGGAGAUUUACGUCAAGUUGUAGAUAGAUUAACAGUUCCACAGAGAUUAAGCGAUACAGAAAUGCAACAGCUUCUUCAAUAUUUAUUAGAGGAAGCUGAUUUAGAUGACGAUGGUGCUCUCAGUUUUGCUGAAUUUGAACACAUUAUUGAGAAAAGCAGCGAUUUCUCUAAAACUUUUCGUAUAAGAUUAUGAAAUACAAAUCAGGGUUUAAACUCUAUUGAAGACUGACCAGCAUUGCAUUGAAAUGGCACAAAAGGCCUAAUGAAGAAACAAAUUUAAGACGUGCCAAAUUUACGAAAAAUCAGGCCUAAUUUCUUAAUAUUUUAAUCUUCCUUAGAUGGCAAAAAUCCAAAGAUUACUUCUAAUUCUUAAUAAUUGUUUUUGUAAAUUAUAUAUAUAUAAUUAAUAAGUUUCUUUUUCCAUUUUUACUAUUCUCUACAUAAUUAUUUAAUUAUCUAUAUUGUACUUUAUAAUAUAAAUGAACAUAUAUAUAAUGUUUAAUUAUAAAACAAAAUUUUAUUCACAUUUUUUUAAAGAAAUAUUUUAUUUUUACUUUGUGAUAUAAUGUAUGAUCUGUAUAAAAUAAAUUAUCAUCAUGUCACAAGCA